This is a messenger RNA of Plectropomus leopardus (leopard coralgrouper), 978 nucleotides long. Its product is annotated as olfactory receptor 52N5-like. NCBI's taxonomy places the organism in Eukaryota, Metazoa, Chordata, Actinopteri, Perciformes, Serranidae. Gene Ontology annotation, molecular function: odorant binding; olfactory receptor activity. The record is from RefSeq and is a predicted model, not a curated record. Gene Ontology annotation, biological process: detection of chemical stimulus involved in sensory perception of smell; G protein-coupled receptor signaling pathway. Gene Ontology annotation, cellular component: membrane.
GGAGAAAUGGACAACAGCACAUUUGUUGGGGACAUUCUCAUCCUGGAGGGGUUAAAGGUCACCUCCCGGUCCUUCAUCCCCGCCUUCAUCCUCCUCCUGAUCGUUUACGUCUUCAUCGUGGUGUCGAACGUCGGCCUGGUGGUGCUGAUCUCCAGGAGCAGGAGCCUCCAGCAGCCCAUGUACCUGCUCCUCUGCAACAUGAGCAUUAACGAUGUUUUCGGCGCCACCGUCGUCGUGCCUCACAUCCUCAGAGAUCUUCUGACGUCAGACUCGGAGCGCCACAUUCACUUCACCCACUGCGCCGUUCAGGCUUUCUGCGUUCACCUGCACGCCAGCGCCUCUCACACCGUGCUCAUGAUCAUGGCCUUCGACCGCUACGUGGCCAUCUGCAACCCCCUGCGGUACGCCACCAUCAUGACCAACAGGAAGGUGGUGGCGCUGACGGCGACGGCGUGGGGAACCGCCUUCGUUCUUGUGGUGAUCCUCGUGGGCCUCAGCGUCCGCCUGUCGCGCUGCAGGUGGAUUAUAUUCAACCCGUUUUGCGACAACGCCUCCUUGUUCAAACUGUCCUGCGAGAGCGUCCUCAUCAACAACAUCUACGGCCUCGGCUACACCGUGCUCCUGCUGGGCUCCUCCAUCGGGAGCGUCACGCUCACCUACCUGAGGAUCGCCAUCGUGUGUCUGAGCAGCAAGAACAAGGUGCUGAACAGCCGAGCGCUGCAGACCUGCGCCACUCACCUGGCCGUCUACGUCAUCAUCCUGCUGGUGUCCGGCUUCAUCAUCGUCAUCCUGCACCGCUUUCCACAACUGGCGGAUCACAGGAAGGUGGCAGCCGUCCUGGGACACGUCUUCCUGCCGGCCCUGAACGCCGUUAUCUACGGGCUGCAAAUCAAAGAGGUUCGACAGACGAUCACGGCUCUGUUGUGAUGUCAGGUGACCAACACGAAAUGCAAACCUCAAUUUGAAGCAGAAAUAUGA